This is a messenger RNA of Trypanosoma rangeli, 2589 nucleotides long. RefSeq lists its product as uncharacterized. The transcript has a single exon. Lineage: Eukaryota; Euglenozoa; Kinetoplastea; Trypanosomatida; Trypanosomatidae. The record is from RefSeq and is a predicted model, not a curated record. The coding region runs from base 1 to 2589 and encodes 862 amino acids.
AUGAUGGAUGUCGCGGAGUUUCUCAGCGGCCGUGCAGAAGAGGUGGCCGCAUUUUCUGCCCUACUGUUUCGUAAACGACCUCGUGAGCAGGGCGAUGGUGGAGAUGAGGGCCCGUUUCCCCUGACGGCACGAUCUGUUGUUCACUACCGUCGUCCAUCUUCCGCGAAUGUGCCGUUGUCCGAUGUGACGCGGUUGGCGAGACUUCACUUGCGGCGAUCCAGGCGUUUUGUGCGACUGUUAGCAACUGAGGAGCCUCUGCCAGCAUCGCCGUCACCGACAACAGCUGUGGAUGAGGGACGAGUGCAGAAGAAAAAACGUCCGCUGACGUAUAAGGCGUGGUGUUUGCUUUUAAGACGACGACGUCGGCUUGCGUGGAGGCGAAGAGCAACAGCACGGCGUCGAAUGCGACGCCGCCACAUAGCUCUCCGCCAGGGCAAGGCUCAACUUCCCCUUUGCAACUGUGGUUCUGCCGUUGCUGCUGCUGCUCCGCUUGCUGGCUCGCCACCGACUAUUUCCUUGAGUGGAGGUAGGACGGCUGUGCUGUGGCUUCCCUCCCAUUGGCGGUUGUGCCGUCGGUUUCAUUAUGGCGUUGUCAAGACACGUGUUAACGGCUGCUCCCCAUUCUUUGCUGUUAAUGGCAUCUCUCCAAGGCUUCCGACGAUAAGGAUUGCGGUACCAAUGAAAUGCCAACGGAAACAGCAUCGUGUGCUACAGCGGUGGGCUGCACGGCUGCCGUCAUGUUCUGCACGGGAAAAACCUUUGCGACGGCUUGAGAGCAAACCAAUGAUUGUCCCACCACCCUUGUGUUUUGCGGCCGAGCGCUCGCAUAUGUGUGUUUGGAAAGUUCAACCAUGGGAAACAGGGCAUUCUUUGAGCGCAGAGGAGGUGUUAAAUCUUUUGAUGCUGCGCACAAAUGGAACACCCUCUGUGGCUCUUCACACAAGGCAUCUGGCGCUGGGAACAACGUCACAGGUUGAUAGUGGGUCGCAGGGUACGUGGUGGAGGCGUUGCGAGGAUGGCGUUUUUUACGGGUACAUGUGGUCUUUGACCCAAACGACACGCUUCUUGAGAGGAGAAACAGAGCUGUUUGACUCCGACGCCACACCAAUAGUUGUGCCUGCCAAACUCCUACAAAAUGGUGGUGGUGAUGGCGUGACGUACCUUCUUGUGACUUCUGCACCUGUGCACUUUGGAGCCCGUGCCAAGCGAAACUUAAAUAUUCAACUUAUUUCUCAUUGGAAUCCAUGCGGUGCUUCGAAACCUAUGUGCUCCAUGUUUGAACUCUGGUGCUGUGCCGAUGCUUUCAGGGUGAAGGGAGCAGAGACGCCAUCGGAAACAGAUGCCUUAAUUCUUCUGGAAUUGAUACGGAGGCGGGUGAAUGCCGCUGUGGAAAGCUGGCGCAGAAUAAAGGAGGGUUCUUCAAGUACGCACAAGGAAGAAGCGGGGGGAAAGCGUCCGUCGUCACCACUGCAAGCCGUGAAGGUUUGCUGUUUUCCAUCUUUACCACCAAACCUUGAAACCAUUGAUCAUCCCACCUUUCCCGUGCAUAACUGUGUUAUGUCUAUUCUUCUUGUGUCUGCGGAGUCUUUAUCCCACUUGGGAAGCUCAAGUACUGUUGCGUGGCGGAAUCGCAGGCACCAUUUCCAGUUUGCCAGACAUCUCUUUGCUUCCCUCACUGACACCUCUCCUGCCGCACGGAGAGUGACGCGUCGUUAUGAUGCGAGCAUGGCAUUUGCGUUUCAUCGCUGCCAGUCGCUUGGGUACACGCACAACGUGCGAAUCAUCGGCGAGGAGGAGAGGGAGACACUGCUGCGUCUGAUUGGGUGUCCGGCCUUUGCAGACUUGAGCGGUGCCAAUGCACCUUUUCAGGCUUCCCAUAUGGCCCGACUGCGUUGUGCGCCAUCUAACGCGCAUCGACGGGUUCUGCUGAAGUUUUAUUUGAAGGGUGAUCGAGAGCACCAGCAUGAAGGAAGUGCCCUUUUUGCUUUGAAAUCAGGCAACCCUGCCGCGCUACUGCACAUUGGGGCUGUUACCUCAGCGCCAUUCUUUUCAAUGCGAUUUGGCGCUCGUGUUGCAUACGCGUGGGUGUGGGAUGACGUUGGGUGGGAACUCGUCCAAAUGCACAUGCGGUGUGCAUCACGCGCAGCCGCCAGCAACAGAAGGGACGGCUUCUAUGAAGAACCGAACACGGAUGACGCAACCGAGCACAGUGACGCUGGCAGCAGUGGAAGUGUAUGUUUUUUGCUUUCUGCCGCUGAGAAGGUUUCACGCCUUUUGCACUUUGUGAACAACACUCCGGUCCAUGUCCCUGGAUGUUUUGCUCCCAACUCCCCUGUGAAGGGUGACAAAGAGAAGCAGAAACAGCAGCAGCGGCACCAUAAGCGUGUUACGAAGAGGACGAGAGUGGAUGCCCCUGUCGUCUCCAGCAAAAUAACGUGUUGGCAGGCAAUGGAGGCAGUGUUGUGCGAUAGUAACACGUGUCUUCCGGUGGAGGUGGUGCGUCUUGGCACGGCCGGCGGUCGCUGUGUGAGGCUGCCAACGAGGCAUUGGUGUUCUAGAGACAUGACAAGGGCGUCAAUAUCUACAUGA